AUGAAGAUCACACAGAUAUUAAUCCUGUCAUGUUUGACAAUAGAGCUGGUGCUAGGAGGAAGAUCAUCCACGUGGAGUCUAUGUCAUUGUAGCUUUAAUUCCUGGCAGAGUUGGAGUCAGUGUACUGCAAAAUGUGGAGGCGGAUCUCAAAGGCGGGAACGAAUGGUGUACCUUCAUACAACACUGCAAUGUCAAACCUUCGAAGAUUGCGCUUCGAAUGAUAUGGGGUUCGACUAUCGAGACUGUAACACAAUUUGUUAUAACGGCGGUACGAUGGAGGUUACUUGUGGAGACCCUGGACGUCUAACAAAUGGACAAAGGCACGGCGACUCGUUUGACUACAGUGAUACUGUUACCUACACGUGCUCACCUUUGUACAACAUGACACAAGGGACGAGCGUGAGGACAUGCAACAAGUAUGGUAGAUGGACAGGGUACAUGCCACGCUGCAUUUACGCUCACACCUGUCUUAGUAACCCCUGUCAAAAUGGAGGAACAUGUGUGGAUGGUUUGGAUAGCUAUGUCUGCCAGUGUUUACCAGGCUGGAGCGGAAUCAAUUGUGAACAAGACAUACAACCACCAGUCAUGACGGACUGCCCUACCAACAUGAACCUUUUUGUGUCUAAACCCACUGUCAGCAUUAACUGGUCUAUUCCAAUAUUUACGGAUCCCAUGGGAACAGACCUAAAGGUGACGAAUAACUACCCAAUUAACCACUGGAGUUUCCAUUGGGGAGACUUUACGGUGCAGUACUCAGCACUCAAAAGAACGAAUGGUCUGAGCACAGAAUGCAUAUUUAAUAUUACAAUCCGACCACAUCCAUGUCCGACCCUGAACGUUCCAUCUGGUGGUGCAAAGGUUUGUAACGGUUGGAAGAGCGACUUUGGGCAAUACUGCAUGGUAUUUUGUGAUAUCAACCAUGACGUCUAUCCAGGUAUUGAUGCCAAUCAAUGGUAUGUCUGCGGAGCAAGCGGUGAAUGGAAACCGAGUGCUAAACUUCCAGGCUGUGGAGCUUCAGUUUCCCUGUCCGGACCACCUGACACCAACGUUCACUUCGGGUCAUGUAGUAGUGCUAGUGAUAUAGGUUUACUACAGGACAAAUUCAUUGAAAGACUGAAGAACUCGCAUUAUUCGUACUUCUGCAAUGUUUACAAAGACUUGUGUACAGGUCAAAACGUCGAUGUCAUUUGUUCAUGA
Ylistrum balloti is the source of this 1197-nucleotide messenger RNA. RefSeq names its product neurogenic locus notch homolog protein 1-like. The coding region runs from base 1 to 1197 and encodes 398 amino acids. The record is from RefSeq and is a predicted model, not a curated record. NCBI's taxonomy places the organism in Eukaryota, Metazoa, Mollusca, Bivalvia, Pectinida, Pectinidae. The transcript has 7 exons. Gene Ontology annotation, molecular function: calcium ion binding.